Molecule: messenger RNA, 1361 nt
Organism: Lactuca virosa
Lineage: Eukaryota; Viridiplantae; Streptophyta; Magnoliopsida; Asterales; Asteraceae
Source: the annotation of a GenBank genome assembly
UAACCGUUAAAGGUUUCUCAGAUUACCAGGUCACCUAACAUAAAGUUGACAGACAAGCAACCGCAUAUCUCCACCGCUUUCUUUGAUUUCCGGCGAUUAUAUUGGUAGCAACACUCAUCGAUCCACCCCCGUCUCUCUCUCUCUCUCUCUCUCUCUCUCUCUCUCUCUCUAACAACACAGCUCUCCCUCUACAUCCCUUCCAAGUUACUUCCUAAUCAAAACCCUACAUAUAUAUUAUACAAACACCUAUUCGACAUCGAAUCGAAGAAAAGAUUAGCGAGGAAGACUAAAAAUUGAAUUUGGUGUGAUGGGUAACAGAGAUCUAGAGAGCAGAGGAAGCUGGAAGAACAGAGGUGCACCACCACCGCCGCCGCCGCACUCCAAUUAUUACACAUCGUCUUCUCCGUACUACGCCGAAUCAUCGGAGAAACAAUGGACUUCUUGGCUUGUUCCUAUGAUUGUUGUUGCGAAUGUGGCUAUGUUUAUCGUCAUCAUGAUUGUUAAUGAUUGUCCUAAGAACCACAAUUCGAGUCUCGAGGGGAACUGCGUUGCUAGGUUUUUGGGCAGACUCUCUUUUCAGCCUCUUAAAGAAAAUCCCCUUUUUGGGCCUUCUUCUUCUACAUUGGAAAAAUUGGGAGCUCUUGAGUGGAAAAAAGUAGUGAAUGAGAAUGAAGCAUGGAGACUAGUGUCAUGUAUCUGGUUGCAUGCAGGAGUUAUUCAUCUACUUGCAAACAUGUUAAGUUUGGUUUUCAUUGGGAUCCGACUUGAACAACAAUUUGGCUUUGCACGUGUAGGAGUAAUCUACUUGUUGUCUGGAAUUGGUGGAAGCAUACUUUCUACACUUUUCAUAAAAAGCAACAUUUCUGUUGGUGCUUCUGGAGCUCUCUUUGGUCUUCUUGGAGCUAUGUUAUCUGAACUUCUUACUAACUGGACUAUUUAUGCCAACAAGGCUACAGCUUUGAUCACACUUGUGAUCAUCAUCUUGAUCAAUUUAGCUGUUGGAAUUCUUCCCCAUGUUGACAAUUUUGCCCAUAUUGGUGGUUUUUUAACCGGUUUUCUCCUUGGUUUUGUAUUACUCAUUCGUCCCCAAUUUGCUUGGCAAGAACGCAGACAUCUUCCUGUUGAGGCUCGUGGAAAAUCCAAAUAUACCCUUUUCCAAUACGCUUUCUGGUUUCUUUCCAUCAUCUUAUUGAUCGCUGGGUUUGCUGUUGGAUUGGUGAUGCUUUUGAAAGGAGAGAAUGGGAACGAUCAUUGCAGCUGGUGUCAUUACUUGAGCUGUGUGCCUACGUCCAGAUGGCAUUGCAACAACCAAUGAUAAUGAUAUAACGACUUGCAUCUUUCAAGUCCACAUUUUGCAAAAG